Molecule: messenger RNA, 777 nt
Organism: Sorghum bicolor (sorghum)
Lineage: Eukaryota; Viridiplantae; Streptophyta; Magnoliopsida; Poales; Poaceae
Product: carotenoid 9,10(9',10')-cleavage dioxygenase 1
Exons: 6
Coding region: 1-777 (258 amino acids)
Biological process (GO): carotene catabolic process
Cellular component (GO): chloroplast stroma
Molecular function (GO): carotenoid dioxygenase activity
Source: RefSeq, a predicted model, not a curated record
AUGCCUCGUUUUGGUGAUGCUGAGUCCAUCAUAUGGUUCGAUGUCGAGAACCACUGCAGUUACCAUUUAUUUAACUGCUUUGAGGAUGAAAAUGAGGUUGUUAUCAGAGGCUGUCGACUACUUGGUUCUAUUAUCCCUAGUGGACGCCAUAGAGUUGACAAAUCGAAAUGGUAUGGAAGGGCAUUUCUCCAACCAGAUAAGGAUUCAGAAGAUUUUGAUCCUUCACUAGAUGGCACUCUCUUUUCUCGCCCAUAUGAGUGGAGGUUAAAUUUGGAAAACGGUAGUGUACAUGAAGGUUACAUUACCAGUGAGAAAGUUGCAAUGGAUUUCCCUGUCAUUAGUGACAAAUUUGUAGGUGUUCAAAACAAGUAUGGAUAUGCUCAAGUUGCUGACUCAUUAGCCACUAGUAAAACAGGCUUGUUUAAGUUCAAGAUGAUAGCAAAGCUACACUUCAACAUGCCGGACAAGGAAAACAAACAAUUGAUCUCAGUAGAGUACCACACUUUGCAAGAGAAACAAUUCUGCUCUGGAGUUCAGUUUGUUGCAAAGAAAAAUGGAAUCGAUGAAGAUGAUGGAUGGAUAGUCACUUAUGUCCAUGAUGAGGGAACAAACAGCUCUCAGGUUUAUAUUAUCGAUGCCAAGAGAUUUUCAGAGGAGCCAGUAGCAAAAAUUACUUUGCCUCAGAGAGUUCCAUAUGGUUUUCAUGGGAACUUUUUCUACACAACAACAUUCGAUAAUGCUAAGGAAUACAGCAAUAUGUCCAAUGGUGAUAUCUGA